AUGUUAAUAAUGCGAAAUACAUAUCUGUUAACAAUGGUUGUCUUUUGCAUGAUAACAAUGCAAUUAUCAGCUUAUCACCAUAGACCAUACAUCAUCAGUGGUUGGCCAAUUAUGAUUGGUGACGAUGAUCAAGUUGCAAUUCCUGAUGAUGCGCAAAUAUCAAAAAUGCCGGAACCGAUUCAAAAACGAUUUCAUCUUGGAUGGAAUAUUCUUCAAAAUCGACUGAGGAAUCAAUAA
This is a messenger RNA of Brugia malayi, 237 nucleotides long. RefSeq lists its product as uncharacterized. The record is from RefSeq and is a predicted model, not a curated record. Lineage: Eukaryota; Metazoa; Nematoda; Chromadorea; Rhabditida; Onchocercidae. Bases 1 to 237 code for a protein of 78 amino acids. The transcript is spliced from 3 exons.